This is a messenger RNA of Saccostrea echinata, 1535 nucleotides long. RefSeq lists its product as uncharacterized. Bases 125 to 1357 code for a protein of 410 amino acids. The transcript has 6 exons. Lineage: Eukaryota; Metazoa; Mollusca; Bivalvia; Ostreida; Ostreidae. The record is from RefSeq and is a predicted model, not a curated record.
UCGUCCUCAUGAGCAACAAACUCAUUAUAGGACAGGCGUGGUAAAUAGUGGCAACACAUAUCAGCCUCAACAUGUGCAACCUACUCGCCCAAUUGGGUACCAAUCUCAGACAAGGACUAACUUUAUGAAUGGGAACAGCUUUCCCCAGCAACAGAGGGUACAUCCUACUCAUCCACAUACCAGGACUGAGUCUAUGAGCACAGUUGCUUCUCACAAGCCUCAACAUGCACAGCAACCUCAGCAGAGAGUUGUGCGUAAAGAGCCUCAGGUGAAACCCAUCAACAGGUACGCCCCUCCUGAUUACAUGACAAUAAUGUAUCACCCGACUCCAACACUGGAGGACCUAGGGUUAACCAGUUAUCUGGACAGCCCUCCCUCAUCACCCAGAGCUAGGUCACCAGCUCGGGAGGCAGAAAUGGCCGAUUCUCCACCAGCGCAGGAGUCUCCAAGGAGGGUCUUACCAGCUUGGGAUGCACCAAGGAGUGUCUCACCAGCGCAGGAGUCAUCGAGUGACUCCUCAGAGCGGGAGUUCAAGACGGCCAUCUCACAAGCUAUAGAGAUCGAGACUGCUAUAUCAGCAGACAAACAGUCACCAGAGACUGUCUCAGAGGCUAAAAAGUCCACACUGAAUGUGACCAAUCAGAUGAGUGAGAGCCACCAGACCAUCUCAAACACUCAGAUGAGUCAACAUUUGACAACAAAAGUUGAACCUCAAAGAUAUGUCCCUAGCUUUGCCCCCAAAGGCUGGGACCCACAUGCCAAAUCAUCAAAGUCCAUACAUGGACCUGCAUCAACAGAGUCUGUAAUUAAUGCUACAUCUAGACCUGCUACAUUCACUGUGCCUAUAUCAAAGUCAGCCAAUGGCCUUGAUGUACAGUCCACAAAUAGCACAGGACCGGGGUCUGGCUCUACAUUGGCUGAGAAACCAGAGAAAUGGGCAUGCAAUUGGUCACUGAUUGCUGAACAGUACUCGACAGAAAGUCGUCAUUCAGUGAAUGAAAAGCAAAGAUGUGACGCAUUGUACAGACGCUACAACACAGACGAGCGUCAACAGACACACACCACAAAGCAUCAUCAAAAUCAUGAUGCAUGGCAUCAGGAGCAUACUAAUGUACAACACAGCAAACAGACAUUUGACCAGAUUCUUGCUGAGCAGAUAGCUAGACAAGCUGAGCUCAAGAGCAAUAAUCACAACCUAGCUCUUCAGACUUGCACCAAUGUUAGCGAGAAAAGAAGCAAAUGCCAAAGUAUAUCAAAGACGAGUCUGCCCAUUGUCAACAUGGACGACCUGUUUGGUGGCAUGUCACCUUAUAGUUGCUGGAAUCAGUCUGCACCGGAAGACCCGAGGUUUUCAUAACUUCCGGCUUCUGCUGCUUAACUUAUGGCAUACAUUACUGCUGUGUUACGACAUUCACGUAAUAAUAACUCAGUGAGGAACUGUUCUAUCCCUUGAUGAGAGAAUAAUCUGUGACAUUCUCAGAAACUUUAACUACCGUGUCUUUCAUUGCAUUGUCUGUGAUAAUGACGUAUUGGAU